Messenger RNA from Racocetra persica, 150 nucleotides. The record is from the annotation of a GenBank genome assembly. Lineage: Eukaryota; Fungi; Glomeromycota; Glomeromycetes; Diversisporales; Gigasporaceae.
AAUACUGUUUUGCAAAAAGGUUUCGCAUGUUCUUGCGCAAGUUCUUCUGCAAUAUUAGAAGCAGCGAUUCAAGAAAACUAUGAUGAAUUAUCUAGUGGUGACGAUAAUAAAAAUGAUCGUAGUAGUGAUAGCAAUUAUAAGGAAGAUUAA